AGCAGUGUAUUUUAUUGAGUAGCACCCGACUAAGCUAAAUCUGCUAAAUUUGACCCUUGACCCCGAAUUAGACACUUAUUCAACUUUCAAGAUGGCGCCCUCCACAACAGAAGUUAUGAAACCGGCCGAAAAAACAGUUACUGACCCAAGUUUUCAUCGAUAUCCAAGCUCUUCACCAACAGCGAAUAUCGGACAAAUGCCCGUCGAGCUUGCUGACUGGGAACCGGUAACGCCACUUGGAUUCAAGGAGAAAUUCAAGAAGAAAGCUCUUGAGAAUCCGUUUGUCCCAAUCGGUAUAUUUGCUACAACAUGUGCACUGACCAUUGGAUUGGUCAGCUUCCGCAGAGGUCAGGUGCAUAGGUCACAGAUGAUGAUGCGCGCCCGAGUUGCAGCUCAGGCAUUCACCAUUGGAGCGGUGCUUGUUGGAGUAGCCCUGCAGACGAGAAAAAGCACCAAGUCCAAGAAGCCGUGAAUAUGCUUCAGAUUCUGAAUUAUCAGGGUAAAGACCCAAGUUACUGGCAGCUGCUUGUUUGAAAGUGCCCUGAUUUCUAGAAAGUAAAGGCAGCUUUACACAGAUAACAUUCAUAAAUAAGACCAGCUUUCGUUGUUCUUAAUUUUGAGUGGUAUUACAUGCAGUAUCUUCAGCUGCAGUUUAACUAAACGGACAUGAACAUAGUUUUUCAAAUUUCUUUUAAUAUGCACUGUGUGCAUUUUUCAAAUCCUGAAAAACAUGAUGCAGUGAGAAUUGGUGGUGCCUGCAGCAGGCUGUAGAAUGUAAAGACAAGGGAGUGAAAUUCUUGACCGUGUUAAGACCUGAUGUUAUGGAGUCUUGUAGUGUUUUAUUUUAAAAUAUUUAUAAGUGUGCAUCCAUGUGAUAAUAAUAACAUUAUUGAACAUGAAAUUGAGUCUCCUUUGUGAUUCAGUUGCAUUGUACUUUACAGAAUCACUCAAUCAUUUAAUGCCGAGGUUCAGUCUAAAUUGACCAUUUGUCAACUAUUUGUCACUGAUUGAACUUGCCAAUAGUUGGAACUAGUGUACAUUUUCUCAAAAUGACUGAAUUGUUUAAACAUAAAACAGACUGUAAGAAUAAAAAUAAGGUAUCAAGUGAACAAGUCUGCA
Acanthaster planci (crown-of-thorns starfish) is the source of this 1119-nucleotide messenger RNA. RefSeq names its product HIG1 domain family member 2A-like. Gene Ontology annotation, biological process: mitochondrial respirasome assembly. NCBI's taxonomy places the organism in Eukaryota, Metazoa, Echinodermata, Asteroidea, Valvatida, Acanthasteridae. Gene Ontology annotation, cellular component: mitochondrion. The record is from RefSeq and is a predicted model, not a curated record.